Gavia stellata (red-throated loon) is the source of this 1746-nucleotide messenger RNA. Its product is annotated as tumor necrosis factor receptor superfamily member 10B. The transcript has 9 exons. Gene Ontology annotation, cellular component: plasma membrane; cell surface. Gene Ontology annotation, biological process: TRAIL-activated apoptotic signaling pathway; positive regulation of apoptotic process. Gene Ontology annotation, molecular function: protein binding. The coding region runs from base 1 to 1158 and encodes 385 amino acids. The record is from RefSeq and is a predicted model, not a curated record. NCBI's taxonomy places the organism in Eukaryota, Metazoa, Chordata, Aves, Gaviiformes, Gaviidae.
AUGCGCUCGGCGCUGCGCGGCGCGCCCCGACGGGGCGGCCGCCGCCUCCUCCUGCUGCUGGCGGUCACGGAGGCUGUAUUGGGAACUGCUGCAGCAGCACUGUAUAGGAGGGACAAGUUAGAUCCCUUAGAUCCAAGCAGGGGAGGGGAAGAGUUUUACCAAGUCCAAGACAGCGAUCUCUAUUGCAAGAAGUGCCCUGCGGGCACCUACGUUGCAGAGCACUGUAAAGAGCAAAAUGGUUCCAGCAAGUGCUUGCCGUGUAAAGAAGAUGAAUACAUCGAAUACCCCAAUGACUUUGCCAAGUGCCUUCGCUGCCGGACGUGUAGGGAAGAUCAGGUGGAGCUGAGUCCCUGCCGAGCUGUCAGCGACACGCAGUGCACCUGCAGGAACGGCACCUUCUGCUCCCCGGACCACCCCUGCGAGAUGUGCCAGAAGUGCCGGCCCCGGUGUCCCAAGGACGAAGUGGAGCUGGCUCCCUGCACGCCGCACAGCGACCGCCGGUGCGGUCCUCCCACCGGCACCUUCUCCGACUCCUCUAACAACUUGAUCGUGGGCAUCGUGGUGGUGGUAGUCGUUGUGGUCCUGCUUGUGUUCAUCUCCCUCUGGAAAUGCCACUGCUGCCGCUCCCCAGGUGAGCACCGGGACUACCUGCUGCGGCAGCUGACGAGGUACCAGAGGGGGGGCCUGGGGACGCAGGACAACAUCCGCAAUGAGCGGUUCUCCCAGGAUCAGCUGCUCCCCACGGCGUCGGGUUCGGUGACUCCCAGCGCUCCGGGGCUGGAGGUGACGGUGCCGAGGACCUCGUAUCCCGGUGUCAAACCCAGGAGGAAUCUGGUUCCAGUGCAAGGAAAAGACCCCGUUAUCCUUUUGCGACGCUCUUUUGACAUCUUUGCCCGAGAGGUGCCCUACAAGGACUGGAAGAGAUACGGCCGAGCCCUUGAUCUGCUGGAGAAUGACAUUGCCCUCGCAGAGAUGAACGACAAGUAUUCGCUGGAGCCCUUCUUCCAGAUGCUCAACAUGUGGCAGAACAGACAAGGGAUGAACGCCUCUGUGAACACGCUGCUGGAGACCCUGCACCAGAUCAAUCUCGGAGGGAUUGCAGAGGACAUCUCCUCCAAGCUGGUCCAGCAGGGAUCUUUCCAAUACGAAGGGAGCUGAGGAGCAGGGCAGGCCCUGCAUCUCACCACUUCAAGGUGAAUCCAUGAAUACCUCUAAAAAACACUUGAGUUUUAGCUUUUUAUAGCUCUCUUAUGGCUCUUCUCUUUUUGAAGCCAUUGUACAGUUCAGCUGAGCCCGGAGGAGUUGAUCCUCUCAUGAAGUACAAGCCUCGUGGCCCUCUCUGCCGAAGCUACAGGCUCGACGUCGGUGCUUCCUUACGAAAUCCAAGCUGGUGCCUUGAUUUCUCUGGGUCAAUGCAAAGAGCCUAAAACUAUCGCAAGCUGCCUCGGACUGUCUCACUUGGAAGCACUGGUACUAUAUGGACAUCUUCAGGAUUAGUGCAGAGAAGGGCUUUUGCAAGAUGUAGGCAUCCCUGUGGUUUUUAACUGGAUCAUCCUUUCUUGGGGGGGUUCCUGGCAUCAUGCAAUGGCUUCUGCUUGUAGAAGCAAGCUUGAUACUGUAUGCUCGGUGGGCAAGCAUUAACUGGGUUCUUGGGUUAUUUUCUCAAAGCUGUUGACUGAAUUGCAUUUUAACUGGUAGUGGUUCUGCUUGCUGUUAGGAAUCAGUUUGAAACUGGACUUUGAGGGG